AUGGAUUCAAGUCAAUCUCUUAUUGCUGAUUUCAAAGAGAGUAUGAUGAAGAGUUUUGAAAUGACUGACUUGGGUUUAUUGCAUUAUUUUCUUGGGUUGGAAGUGUAUCAAACAAGUGUUGGCAUUUUUAUUUCACAAAGAAAAUUUGCUAUUGAUCUCCCUAAGAAAUUUGGCAUGUCUGAUUGUAAAGCAACUACCACACCCAUGAAUAUGAAUGAAAAACUUCAAGUUGAAGAUGAUAUUGGGAAAGAAGAUACAAGUCGCCAUAGAAGUUUAGUGGGAGGUCUUAUUUAUCUCACUCGCACUAGACUAGAUAUAGCAUUUUCUAUUGGUAUAGUUUCCAGGUUCAUGCACUCUCCUACAAAGCAUCACUUGCUUGGCUACACGGAUAGUGACUGGGGAGUUUGUUUGGAUGAUCGAAGGAGCACUUCAGGAAAUGUUUUUUUCCUUAGGUUUGGGUUGUCUCAUAGAGUUCAAAGAUGCAAGAACCAACGGCUCUUUCCUCGUCAAAGGCAGAAUAUAUUGCUGCCACCUCCUUCGCAUGUCAAGCAAUAUGGUUACGAAGAUUACUUGCUGAUUUCGGUCAAGAACAGAAGGUUGCGAUAG
Jatropha curcas is the source of this 606-nucleotide messenger RNA. Lineage: Eukaryota; Viridiplantae; Streptophyta; Magnoliopsida; Malpighiales; Euphorbiaceae. The record is from RefSeq and is a predicted model, not a curated record.